Molecule: messenger RNA, 2682 nt
Organism: Sipha flava (yellow sugarcane aphid)
Lineage: Eukaryota; Metazoa; Arthropoda; Insecta; Hemiptera; Aphididae
Gene: Pop1
Product: ribonucleases P/MRP protein subunit POP1
Exons: 6
Coding region: 164-2629 (821 amino acids)
Biological process (GO): tRNA 5'-leader removal
Cellular component (GO): nucleolar ribonuclease P complex; ribonuclease MRP complex
Source: RefSeq, a predicted model, not a curated record
GCGUAUGUCAUGUGCGCGCCAGUUCUCCCGGUUUGUGUCCAUUUCGUAUCUAUAAUGGUCAAUCGAAAAUAAUAAAAUAACAUUUUUAAUUAUACGCGAUAAACUUGUGUUCGUUUUCAUACGUGUUUUUCAAUUUCCUUUGUCAUUCUCCCAUCCAAAAGUUAUGGAUCAUUUUCAUAAAAUGUUGGAAAACACCGAUGGCCACAUCCGACCAGGGAAUCAAAUUGACGUUGAUUCAUUCAUUUCUGCACGCAAUCAGGAAAUACAAGCCUUACUCACGGAAAUAAAUACUCCAAGAAAGAACAAUAAAAUGAUAUUCCAACGUCUUCCAAAAAAAAUGCGUCGUCGAGUGAUGAGCACAACCGUAAAGCGAAUGCCAAAAGAUUUACAAGAUGCUCAUAAAAAAUCGAUCGAAAAGCAAAUUAAUAAACAUGUAAGACGAAGAAAAGAUUAUAGAUGUAGAUCCAAAACUCGCCGUUUAGACUACUUACGACGUCAAAAAAAUGGAAUUUGGUUAGAAACUCAUGUAUGGUUUGCAAAACGAUUUCAUAUGGUGCUCAAAGAUGGAUAUAAAUUACCAAAGCACUCACAUGAUAAGACAUACAGAGCAUGUUACAGAGCAAUAGGAAACCAUUGUUUAGUUCAGGAUAUAUCUUACAUAAGUUGUAUUGAAUUAAAAGGACCCUAUGAUCAAAUUGUUGAAGGGUUAAUGCACCAUGUUAAUCAGGAUUGUGGACGUACAUUUAAAGCUAAAUGUUAUGAACGAGGAACUAGAGAAGGAUCAAUAUUCAUGUAUAGACAUGAUGCUUAUCCAUAUGAGGCUAUUGGUAGAGUAUCAUUUUUUUGGGAUACUUAUAUUGAAGAAGAUACAAGAACACUGUGGAUUUGGACUGAGCCUUCAAUUUAUAAACAGGUAGCCAAUGAGCUACAAAUUACAUUUAAUUUUAAACAAGUAGAUUCUGAGUUUUUAGAGUGGGAACCGCCAGUUCUAAAAAAACCAAAACUUGUUGAAACUGCCAAUUAUUUAAAAGUUACAGAAGUUUCUGAGAAUGGCUUUUCUUAUACUAAUGGUGCUAUUAAGAUGAAUUUAUUAAAAGACACUCUGAAUCGGUUACGACUGACUGGACCAUUGUCGAAUAGUGUUUUGAAUCAUGUACUGUAUCCUGCAGAUUUAAUUAAUUCAAACAAUUAUGAUGAAGGAGAUUGGUGGAGUUCACAUUUGAAAAAUUUUAGAACUUCUUGUAAUAUCCAAAAAGAACUUUGGGAAUCUUUAAGUGGUGCCAAUAGACCAGAAUCAUACCCAUCAAACUGUGUGAUAGGAUUUCAUACUAUAGAUCCAAGGUUGGUGUUUCCAAAGAAGAGAACAAAAGCUAUACCCAGCUCAAAAGAUUUUCUAUUGUCAGAUGACUAUUCUUUAACACUUCCAACUGCAGCAAGUUACUCUAAGAUUUGGGAUUCAAUGGUACGAAAAUGGUCAACUCAGAAUAAGAUGUCAAAUUGUAAAAUUAAUACAUUACGUAGUAAAUAUGUUAUUUCUGGAAAUGAUAAAAUUGCACUGGACGAACAUUCAAUGUCUGUUAUUCCUAUACUUUUAAUUCAACGACCUGGACAGUGCCAACCAAUUUAUCGAACUGGAUAUGGAAGUGGUUGGGAUAUUGUGUUGCCCGCAAAAUGGGCAAUGCCAUUUUGGUUGGGGUUAAUUAUGAAUGGCUGUCAACCUGGAGGAUUAAGAGAUACUACAACCAUGGUUAUAGAACGGUGUUUGCCACAAUCAGAUGGACCUGAUACUGAUGCAGGGAAAAUAAGAGCAGUGCAAGAAAAAGAAGAAGCAAUGCAAAAACACUUUAAACUUCCCCCACAAAUGCGAAAUAACUACAUUAAAUUAGGUUUUCAAACUCCAUUUCAUUGUCCUUGGGAUAUUCUCUGCAAUGAAUGGAUGUCAAACUAUAAUAAAAUUAUUGUGCUGCGAAAUAUUAAAGUAUUGACUUAUCUACAAAACUUAACAUCAAAACUGAAGGAAAAAAUUGAUGUUAAUAAAUUAAAGACUGAAUUUUCUGACUUUGAACAUUGUUUAAUUCCCAUAUCACUUACAAUUUUACAUAAAGGUAUUUUGAAAUCCAAUUCACAUGUGUGUUUACCAACUUCCAAUGAUUUAUAUAAAUUGGAAACUGAAUCUAACUUGGGUCCUCUUGAAAAAAUACAUAAAGAUUUGAAUGAUUUUAAACGCAAGGUCUAUCGUUUGGAACAUAAAAAGCUUUUGAGAUCUCUUAGACGUAAAAGAAUAUCCGAGAAAAAAAAGAGAAACACGCUCUGUAAACGGGUUAAAAAUAAAAUAUCUCCAACAUCACAAAUAGUCAAAGAAUAUUUAAAUCAGAUGAGAAAACUAUGGAUUCCUGAGGAACAGUUAUCAUUGAAAAACAGUUGCAGUCGUGUUAUUUUGGGUUUUUCCUGCCAAAGUCAUUUCAGUUUUUCCAAAUUUAAAAGUGUUGGCAUUGGUUACAUGCCUGGCCCAGCACUGUUGGAACUAUUUAACCUCUGGUCAGAGUGCAAAUCAAACUUACCUUAUGUGCUUGUUCGAAACCCCAGUACAAAUCAGUAUAGAUAUGCCCUUUUAAGUAUAACAAGUUAAUGUGUGAAUCAAUAUUUUACGAUUUUCAAUUAAAUUUAGACUGAUUGAUUAAU